UGUCCUUUCUUGAGUAAUGAAAUUGUCUGUUAUAAAAAAAAAAUUACCAUAAAUUUAGUCCAGCGGCUCUACCCUCCCAAGAGAACUUGAUAAGUGAUAAGUGACAACUCGGUACUCCAAAUAUCAGAGGGAAACCUCGAUAAUUUCUAUGGCUAUUCGGAUUGAAUUCUGAUUUCCUCCCACCUGCACUUGUGCUAAUCCUUAAUUAAUAAAUAUCUCUCUCUCUCAUCCUACUUUUCCUCUCUCUUGUCCACAUUCUUUUGUUCUCUCUCCGUUAUUUUCUCUCUCUCCCUCGUAAUCGCUCCAAACAAGGAUACGAUUGAGAAAAGGAUGCGCGGACUUGAGGUGAAGCACAUUGACAAGGGAAAAGGAAUUAUUCAGGAGAUAAUCAAUUGCCCAAAUAGUGAUUAUGUGGGUGGUAAGAAAGAAAGGAUCAAUCAUGUCGAUAGCGUAAUCGAUUCGUUUCCACCGGGUUAUCGAUUCUGCCCCACGGAUCAAGAAUUGGUGGUUGAGUACUUGAGGGAGAAGGUCGGGAGAAAGCGUUUGCCGUUAAACAGGAUAAUGGACGUCGACCUUUACUCCUGCAGCCCUCGACAACUCUCCGAGAUGUACGAGCUAAAACGAGAAGAGGAAUGGUACUUUUUCACGUCGAGAAACAAGAAGUACCCUAAAGGAAAGAGGCCGAACAGAGCCACAGGUAACGGCUUCUGGAAGGCUAGCGGAGCCGAUAGCCAAGUUAGCAAUGGUGGUAGCAUCGUUGGGUACAAGAAGGCACUAGUAUACUACGAAGGGCCGGCAAGAUGUGGUGUCAAGACUGAUUGGAAAAUGCAAGAGUAUAGGCUUGCCAACCAUGACACUCCAUCCACUUCUAGGGGCCAACCUGGUGACAUGAAGCUGGAUGACUGCGUCCUAUGUAAGAUAUACAAAACGAGAAAAGCGAAAGCAAAUCCAGAAAACAACGACGAGGAUCAAGAGGAUGAAGAGAUGCAAGUUCCAACUCCCAAUGAAGAGUGGCCAAAUACAGAAUGCCUUGACAAGAACCAACAAUGUUCACAUAAAGGAGUUGAAGAGAUGCUGCCAAAUGCAGAAAAUCCAAGAGACAUCCAGCAGUACUGUUAUGCCCAAGGGAUGCAAACUGCAACUCAAAAUGAAGAGCUGCUGCAAAACGCGAAAAAUCCAGGGAACAUUCAGCAGUAUCAGGAUUAUCAAGGGACGGAAGUUGCUGUAGCUGAGGAAGAGUUUCCAAAUGCAGGUGAUCCACAGCCACAUCACAACAUGAGUCACCAUGAAUCUCCUCGGCUGCUGCCAUUUCCCGAUACACUGGACUACUACAAUUGUUAUGAUCAAGAUAAUCCUAGAUCUUAUGAUGUUUGCUUCAAUGGCUCAGUUGACUAUAUGCAGCCGCUUGAUUACCUGCUUGCUCCUGUUCAGUUUGACAGCUUCGAUUAUGAUCUUUUCCCUUGAUCAAAGUGUACAGACUAAAGGAGAUCUCCCUGAUUUUGGAGAAAUUAUUUUAUG
This is a messenger RNA of Rhododendron vialii, 1518 nucleotides long. Its product is annotated as transcription factor JUNGBRUNNEN 1-like. Lineage: Eukaryota; Viridiplantae; Streptophyta; Magnoliopsida; Ericales; Ericaceae. The transcript has 3 exons. The record is from RefSeq and is a predicted model, not a curated record. The coding region runs from base 331 to 1464 and encodes 377 amino acids. Gene Ontology annotation, biological process: regulation of DNA-templated transcription. Gene Ontology annotation, molecular function: DNA binding.